GACAUAAACGUAAAUUUGAAGGUGAAGAAGAUGGAAAUAUUACCAUUUUUGUAGGAGAUGCACUACCUUUUAAUGUUAGUGAUUUUAGAACAUUAGUAACAGAAGGUUAUACUUUCAUUGACAAAUCUCACUUUAUUGAAGAGUUUAUUGUAAAAAGUCCAAGAUAUGUUGAUCUUUUACGACCAAGGAGAUUUGGAAAGUCAAUUAAUCUCUCAAUGUUGAAAGAAUUUUUUGAUAUUCCUAUUUACCCUGAUAAUAUAGAAUUUCGACAAGAACUAUUCAAAGGAUUAAAUAUUACAAAAAGAACUGACCUGAUGGAAAAACAUUUCUGUAAACAUCCAGUGAUUUAUUUCAGUUUUCAGGGGUUUGAUAAUUGUAAUACUCUUGAAAAUAUGAAGGAGAAGUUAUAUAGAAGUUUUGCAGAAUUAUACAAACAAUAUUUUUAUCUUUAUGAUAAACUUUAUCUUGGUAAGAAAAAAUUUACAAAGGUUGUAACAUGUGACACAUCUCUGCAAUUAUCUGAACAUCUUGUAAGUCUUUCUCGGUAUCUGGCAGAAUUUCAUAAAAGCAAGUGUGUUAUUCUGAUUGAUGAGUGUGAUCAUCCUUUUGAAAUUGCAUUCCAUGAAAAAUACUUUGAUGAUGCUAGAAAUCUGCUUAUUUCAAUUCUUUCACCCCUUCUUAAGGGUAAUGAUACCAAUCUGUAUAAGGCUUUGAUUGUAGGAGUGUCAUAUGUGGCUAAAGCAGAUUUAUUUUCUGGGUUAAACAACUUAACUGUAUGUCCCAUGUAUACUGAAUUAUAUGUGGAUAAAUUUGGAUUCACUGAAGAUGAAAUUUCUGCCAUUAUCAACCAUCAUAAUGUUUCAAAUACCUCCUUAGAGUCAUCUGAAUUAGAUAAUGUCAAGAAUUAUUAUAAUGGUUAUAUAUGUGGAAAAAAGACUAAAAUUUACAAUCCUAUGUCUAUAAUAUCUUAUAUGUUCAACAAAGAACUAAAAUCAUACUGGGUUAUGACAGGGGGCUUGAGCAAAUCCAUUAAAAUGCUAAUUUUGCAUUCAAACCAAUUCAUAUCCCUUGCAAGUGAAUUUAUGUCUGAUGAAAAAAUUAAUGCUCCUUCUAUCAUAAGAUUUCAUUUAGAUUAUGAAACAUUAAGGAGUUGCAGGUCAACUGAUGAUUUACUUGUUUUGUUAUACUUUGGUGGAUAUCUCACAAUGGAUACCAUUGACAAUAAAUUAUUUGUACCAAAUAAAGAAACUCAUGAAGUGUGGAAAUCCUGGUUGAACAUAGCUCCAAAUGAGAGGUACAAUCCAAUAUUUGAACCAUUGUCAGAGUACAAUUUUGAGAAAUUUGUGUUUGAUCUUAAGAAGAUGUUUGAUUCAGCUUCUGUUUCGUAUAUGGAUAUUACAGCAGAAAAAUGGUAUCAUUGCCUUAUGAUUGGUCAACUUGAUUUAAUAAGAGCAAAAGGGUAUAAACUAGAAUCAAACUUGGAAGCAGGUCUUGGGCGUCCUGAUAUUGUUAUACAGCCAACAUUAAAAAAUAAUACAAGAGCAUUUAUCUUUGAAUUUAAGUCAAUAAAAUUAAAUGAUAGAAGAAUAAAAAAGAACAAAAAAAAUGCUCUAGAAAAUGAGGCUAAGGAAGGAAUUGAACAGAUAAAUAGAAAGCAAUAUGUAAAAAGUGUUAUUAGAAAUGAAUUGGUCACAGAGAUUGCCAAAUGUGCAAUCUGUUUCUGUAGCAAGGACUUUGUUCUUCUUGUUGAAAUCAUUAAAAAGAAUUCAGAGAAUGAAUGGAAACUGGGGGAAGGAUACCCCAAAUUCAUAGGAAGUCUUGAUCUUCACCCAGAAGGUGAAGAAAUGGAAGAAUAA
This is a messenger RNA of Entrophospora candida, 1856 nucleotides long. The record is from the annotation of a GenBank genome assembly. NCBI's taxonomy places the organism in Eukaryota, Fungi, Glomeromycota, Glomeromycetes, Entrophosporales, Entrophosporaceae.